AUUUGACAAGCUGCUUGCUCGGUUGCUGCUGCCGACUGCCCAGUGUAGACCAAAUAAAAGCAAUAUAUGUUCCUCGUCCUCCUCCUCUCAUGAUGCAAACCUUCUGUUGAAUUUACCCAUCAUCAUGUGGCACUAGCAGAGGGGCAUUUUCAGGCACCUCCAAAGCGACUCUGUAGAUCCGUCAGUGAUCAUGUUCACAAUCCUCCUCCUCCUCCUUCCUUGUAUUCUUCUUCACCUUGUUAAUUUUCUCCUAGGGCGUGCUGAGUUUCCUUCUUCAACCCUUGAACUGAAGCAUGAGGAAGCUCCCCAAGCAGUGCCUUCAUCUUCAAUCCCUGAAACAUUGGACUUUGAUGUCUUCCUCAGUUUUAGGGGGGAAGACACCCGCAAUAGUUUUACGGACCAUUUAUAUCACGGUUUGAAUCUGAAAGGAAUCGAUACAUUCAUGGAUGAAGAGAGGCUUGAGAGGGGAAAACCCAUCGCACCAAAACUCCUGAAAGCAAUUGAACACUCUAAGUUUGCAGUUGUCGUUCUUUCAGAAGACUACGCUUCUUCAACUUGGUGUUUGGAUGAACUUGCCCAUAUUGUUCAGUGCAUGAAAGGGGGGAGACUAAAAGUGUUUCCGGUCUUCUACCACAUCGAGGCAUCCACGGUAAGAAAGCAAACAGGAAAUUAUGGAAAAGCCUUUGCUAAGCAUGACGAAAAUUUUAAGAAGGAAAAAAGGAAGGUGAAAAAGUGGAGGAGAGCUCUGACGAGGGUAGCCGAAGUUGCCGGAUGGGAUUUGAAAAAUAGGAAAGAAUCAGAAGUUAUUGAGGAAAUAGCUAACAGGAUUUCAAAUAUAUUGAACGACGAACUCUCAAGUUCUAACAACGAUUUAAUUGGAAUGGAUUCUCGUAUUAAGAAAAUGGAGGAGUACUUGGCUCUUUGCAGGUCGGAUGAUGUUCGCACCAUAGGGAUUUGGGGGUUCGGGGGCAUUGGUAAGACAACUCUCGCAAACGAAGUUUUUAAGAAGAUCAGGAACCAAUUUGAUGCUAAAUGCUUCGUUUCCUCUGUUAGAGAGGAAUCCACAAAAGUAAAUGGUCUAGUUGGCAUGCAAAAAUCUCUCUUUGCAACCUUGCUGCACUGCAAUGAAGAUAUACAAAAUGCUGACUUGGGGAUCCAAUUGUUACGUACUAGACUAAGGAAUAAAAGGGUGCUUAUUGUUCUGGAUGAUGUUGAUAAACUAGAUCAGAUAAAGGCUUUAGCAGAUGAAUCUUGGUUGGGUCCAGGGAGUCGAGUCAUUAUAACAACUAGGGAGAAGCAUGAGUUGGAUUCAUGUGGACUACUUGCAGAUAGUAUAUACGAGGUUGACAAGCUGAAGAUUGGUGAAGAUUCUCAGCUCUUUUGUCGAAAAGCCUUCAAGGAAAACGAUGCUCCACAUGAUUAUAAAGAGUUGUCCAAAAAAUAUGUAGAAUAUGCUGGUGGCAUUCCUUUAGCUCUUAUAGUUCUGGGAUCAUACUUGAGGGGAAAAAAUGUAAUAGAAUGGUCAGAAGCAUUUGAUAGACUUGAUGAAGAUCCUGAAGAAGACAUUAUGAAUGUGCUUAAAAUAAGUUUUGACGCAUUAAAGGGCACAGUGAAACAAAUCUUUCUGGACAUUGCAUGCUUCUUUAAUGGAGAGAAUCAAGUUCGUGUAAAGAAGAUAUUAGAAAGUUGCCGGUUUUAUCCUACAAGUGGUAUGCGUGACCUUCUUGAUAAAGCCCUAAUUAAAAUUAACGAAAGAAAUGAACUGUGGAUGCAUGAUUUACUUCGGAAAAUGGGUCAGGACAUUGUUCAUAGACAAUUUCCUAAUGAGCCUGGAAAGCGCAGCAGGUUGUGGAUUAAUGAGAAUGCCUACAAACGCAACAGGUCAUGGCAUGAUAAAGUACUUGCAGAGAAUACGGGAACAACUGCUGUCGAAGGCAUAUUCCUAAUCUUGCUGGCAAAGGAAGAGAUACAGUUGGAUGCUGACCCGUUCGCUAAAAUGUGCAACCUAAGAUUGUUGAAGAUUUGUAAUGUCAACUUUUCUAGAUGCCCUGAGUAUUUCUCCAAAGAGUUACGGCUUCUGGAAUGGCACGAAUAUCCUUUAGAAUCUCUGCCAUCAAGUUUUAAACCAUGUCAGCUUGUUGAACUCAAGAUGCCUAACAGUCGCAUUACCCAACUAUGGCAUGAAAGUUGUACCAUGAUGGAAAACUUAGUACAAAUGGAUCUUUCCAACUGCAAAUUCUUGAUCAAGACCCCAGACUUCAGAAAGGUCCCAAAUCUUGAGAGGUUGAUUCUUGAAGGUUGUGAAAAAUUAUCAGAGGUUCACGCAACAAUUGGGGAUCUCCAACGUCUCGUUGUAUUGAAUAUGGGACGUUGUGAAAGUCUAGAGAGCCUUCCCCACUCCAUCAGCUUAAAAUCUCUUAAAACCUUUAAUCUUUCUGGUUGUUCAAAACUCAAAGAGUUUCCAGAGAUUGUGGGAAACAUGGAAGCUUUGUCAGAACUUUUUUUAGAUGGAACGGCUAUAAGGACGCUGCCGGCAUCAAUCCAGCAAUUGAGGGGCCUUUUUUGGAUAAAUUUAAGUCGUUGCAAGAACCUUACGUGUCUUCCUAUGGCCAUUUGUAGUAUGACAUCUUUGAGAUAUAUAUAUAUGUCUGGCUGGCUGUUCGUGCCUUGUAAAACUGCUACAACAGAAGUGCCAGUCGAAUCCUCUGUAUCCGCUGAACAUAAAGAUGAGCUGGCUGAAUCCUCUGUAUCCACUGAGCAUAGAGAAAUGGAAUCCUCUGUAUUGUUCAAUGAGCUGGCAACGGAAGAGAUAUAGUUGGAUGCUGACCCAUUCGCUAAAAUGCGCAACCUAAGAUUUUUGAAGAUUUGUAAUGUCGGCAUCAAGUUUAAACCAUCUCAGCUUGUUAAACUCGAGCGUUUAGAUUUCACUGGAAAUGGUGUGGGCUGAGAAAAUAUCUAUAAGAUUUCUGAGCCUAAAAAACUCAUCUUGUUUGGGAGUAGCAACCUUCAGUCGUUGCCAAAACAACUUCCGUUGAGUAUAAAGUUCAUUGAUGUACGUCACUGUCCUAUGCUGCCAAUUUCAAGGAAUUUGACAGUAUGGACUGCUAUUAACGGUUUUAGUUUAAUGAUUUGUGGAAAUUCCGAUGAGGAUGAAGAUAGAACAAGGAACCCAUUUGCAGUUCACGAAGAACUUCAUGAUUAACUAUUCUUUUCUAAAUACAUUGAGGUCGUCUUGAACACCCCAUAGUCUUUCAAAACUUUGAAGACUACAGGGUUGGGUCGUCCUAUGGACUUUGCUGCUACGAGCCCCGAGGCAGGCAGAUUGCAAGGCUGUUGAAUGAAGGGUCGACAAUUUGAAGCUUCAGUUACAACGAAUCGACCAGACUUGGAAGUAAAAGGGUGCGGGAUACAUUUCAUAUGGCAGCAAGAUGUUGCAGGUUUUGUUAAUAAUUUGAUACCAAUUGCUAAUCACCAUCAACACCCAGGAUUUGAGCUUUGGUCUACAUUGGAAAGCUCUGGUGCUCAGACAUGAACUUUGCACUCUGAAUGAAGACAGCUACAAACGCUGGAACAAUUGCAAGGUUUUGUAGUCUGACCCCAUAAUUGUCACUCCAAACAUUGUCGUUUUGUCAUCAUUUACAUAUAAUGGCCGAGUCUGAGACCAGAAGAGAGAACUUGAGUUUGUU
Prunus persica (peach) is the source of this 3686-nucleotide messenger RNA. RefSeq names its product TMV resistance protein N. The transcript has 5 exons. The record is from RefSeq and is a predicted model, not a curated record. Gene Ontology annotation, biological process: signal transduction; defense response. Lineage: Eukaryota; Viridiplantae; Streptophyta; Magnoliopsida; Rosales; Rosaceae. Gene Ontology annotation, molecular function: ADP binding. Bases 191 to 2815 code for a protein of 874 amino acids.